UAUUGGGAUAGUGAUGUCAUUGUCUGUACAAGGAGGGAAGAGGAGUCAGACCCAAUGUGAUUACUGACUGGGGCACAACCACUGUUCCCAUUCAUCCUCUGAAGAGAUCACAACAUUGAGAUGCUUACCUACAGAGAUCUAGGGGUUCUGGUGGCCCCUCUAUUACUCUGUGGAUUCAGUCUCUCCUCAGCCUCUGAAGGUCUGAGUGGAAAAUCAUUGAUUUUCCCCUAUGAGACGGACUACAGCUAUGUCAGACUGACGCCGCAAAAACCCCUAGAACUAAGUGCCUUCACGCUGUGCAUGCGGCUGGCUACGGAGCUGCAGGACGACAGACAGAUUAUCCUCUUCGCCUACCGCACCGGGGACUUUGACGAGCUGAAUGUGUGGCGCGAGAAGGAUGGGCGGAUUUCCUUCUACCUCAGUGGAGACGGGAUAAACUUCAACCUCCCCCCACUCACCACCUUCAAGACAAGUUUGUGCCUCACGUGGGAAUCUAAAACAGGUCUCUCCGCCUUUUGGAUGAACGGCGUACGGAGCGCGAGACAAGUUUAUAAGACCGGGCAUACUAUUCGCGGCAAAGGAACCGUCCUUCUUGGGCAGGACCCUGACAGAUAUCUCGGUGACUACGAAGCCGUUCAGAGUUUUGUCGGUGAAAUUUCAGAUCUUAAUAUGUGGGACUUCGUUCUCACUGAAAGCCAGAUAAAGGCAUUACAUGCUGGUGAACGUGUCCCCAAAGGCAACAUUUUUGACUGGAAUACAAUAACGUACCACGUCAAUGGUAAUGUUUUAAUCGUACCUGAUUGAAUAAUUAAAUAACCAAUUUGUGAACCCACAACAUUUUCAGUUUAAAUAAUUGUUUUUUUUAGCAUAAUAUUUCAGAAUCAAUGCGGCUGUUACCAAUUAUGACGUCUCAUGCUCCAAAUUGAUGUGUCUCAGAACAUAAAUUUUUAAUACAAAUUAAAAUGGUAUAAUUGUAAAUUGUAUUAUUAUUAUUAUUAUUAUUAUUAUUAUUAUUAUUAUUAAGGGGACUUGCAAUGCCUUUAUGCAGGUACUGCAAGAUAUUUAAUGCAAUACCUUUGAAUCUGAAUAAGGAAUCGUUCAAUCUUUUAACUGAAAUAUAGUGUAACAUACAAUGAUCAAAGUAUAUCAAAAUUAACAUAGAAAAUUGUGUCUGAAGUAAUAAUACUCAAAAUAAUUACAGUUAGUUUUAUCCAUACAGCAUUAUUCAUAUUAGCAGAACAACAUAAUGUUGAGCCACUUAAAUAAGGGUCAUAAAAGCAUUAAGCAGAUUUAAAAAAAAAAAAAAACAUUUAAUGAAAGCGUGUACUUGUGUAAUAACAGACUAUUCCUUCCACAUUCAUAUUUUUCAAUAAGCCGUGAAGUUUUUAGAAGAAAUUAUGGAGUGAUGUUAAAAACGGAAAAAGGAGCACAAAGACAUGCAUGAGCAAGGUAUGAACAUAAAGAAUUGAGCUGAAAAGAGAAGCCAAGUUGAGCAGCAGAAUGAGCUCCAACAGUUUGAAGAGCAAUGAAGGAAGGCCAAGAAAAUGUUUGUUCUACAUGAGGAAUCAAAGCUGAAAGUCAAAACUGCCUGGACAAGGACUCUCUGCAAUAAGGGCAUGAAUCCUACAAAUGCUGCAUGAGAAGAAAAAAGCAAACAUGUCAAAGAAGGAAUAUUUUGAGGAUAGGGGGGAGAUAAACUCAGGGUUCUGUACCCUUUAGGUACCUUACCUGAAUUGUUUUAUCAAAAGCACAUAUUAAUACAUGUAUACGCAAUGUCCAUUUUCAAGUUAAAUUCAAUGACUAAUACAUUUGAACAGCAUUUAUUGUUUUGUGUUUAUAUGGCGAAUUAAAUGUAAUAAAGAAGUCGUUCUACAUUAUGCUGAUAUGAUCUGAUAAAUAAUCAUAACGAUCAAAUUAAACUCACAGUGCUACAGAUUUGUGCAUGGAAAUAGGGUAAUUGUGAAAGGGUCAGUGAAAUAAGGAUUGUUCAUUUUUCUACCACAAGAUGGCAGUAAAUGAUUGUUACCAAUUAAAAGAAUGGAAUUAUUAAAUAA
Molecule: messenger RNA, 2054 nt
Organism: Anguilla rostrata (American eel)
Lineage: Eukaryota; Metazoa; Chordata; Actinopteri; Anguilliformes; Anguillidae
Product: C-reactive protein-like
Exons: 3
Coding region: 121-804 (227 amino acids)
Source: RefSeq, a predicted model, not a curated record